Molecule: messenger RNA, 603 nt
Organism: Staurois parvus
Lineage: Eukaryota; Metazoa; Chordata; Amphibia; Anura; Ranidae
Source: the annotation of a GenBank genome assembly
AUGGCCGAUGAUGAUUUGGAUUCGCUGUUGGACGAAGUGGAGAAGAAAUACUGCCGGCCUCAGCCCGGGUGCAAAGGAGCGGAGUGCUGGGCGAGUGGAGAGAACGGGAAGGAGCCGAGGAGGUCGAAGAACGCCAUUGUGAAUGUGUCCACUGAUGAGGAAGACGUUGAUGAUUUGAUUGAAGAUAUACUUGAUGUUCACUUACACGAAGACAAGGCACAUAGAACAAAACCUUCGAAUCAGAAACCCAGUAAAAAUACCAGUCAACAACACAGUAAAAAGUGUUGUCCGGUCUACCUAGGUGGGACUGUGCUUCCCUUUGGUGUUGGGACAAAUACAUCUGAACGGGCUUGUAGCCAGCUGCGGUGUACCAGCUGUGAUUUCAGUGUUUUGUCAUUUGAUGACUACAAAUGGGAUUCAUCCUGCGACUACCUCUUCUUCAGGAACAGUAUGCCUGAACACAGCAAACUACAAUCAAAGAUGAUAAGGAAGAAAGGAAGUCGAGCCUAUGCUUGUCAGUGCAGCUGGAGGUCAGUCCAUGAACUGACAGACCUCUCCAAGGAGCUCCAGCUUCGAUGGGUUUGCGCCAAGCAUUCUGAAUAA